Epithele typhae is the source of this 885-nucleotide messenger RNA. Its product is annotated as Brix-domain-containing protein. The coding region runs from base 1 to 885 and encodes 294 amino acids. The transcript is spliced from 9 exons. The record is from RefSeq and is a predicted model, not a curated record. Gene Ontology annotation, biological process: rRNA processing. Gene Ontology annotation, cellular component: nucleolus; Mpp10 complex; small-subunit processome. Gene Ontology annotation, molecular function: rRNA primary transcript binding; snoRNA binding. Lineage: Eukaryota; Fungi; Basidiomycota; Agaricomycetes; Polyporales; Epitheliaceae.
AUGGUUCGUCUGUACUGGAUAUCUGCGCUCUGCGGUCAUCGAAGACAAGCACGCGAGCGCCGCCAGUACAUCUAUGCCAAGCAGACGUACGCUCGGAAGCAGCAAAUCAAGGAUGCGCUUGCUAACGGAAAGGCGCUGCCUACGGAGCUAAAGAAGGAUGCAGGCACUUUAGGGAAGGACUUGGCUUUCGACGAGGCGCAAGCAGACCCUUCUUCGCACAUCGACAACGAGUACUCGCGCGCGGGGAUAUGGACCCCAAAAUCAUCCUCGAAGCUUCUGCAGUUCUCGAAGGAGAUGCGUCUCGUGUUCCCCAACUCACAUCGCAUAAACCGAGGAAACUACGUCGUGAAAGAGUUGGCGGAGGCAUGUAGAGCCAACGACGUCACAGACCUCGUUAUCCUGCAUGAACACCGUGGUGUGCCAGAUGCUAUGAUCGUCUCCCACUUCCCGCACGGACCGACCGUAUACUUUACGCUACACAACGUGCAGCUGCGGCACGACAUCGCGUCUUACAAGUCCUCUACCCUAGGCGAGCGCAUCCGCGACGUCCUGAAGCAUCUGUUCCCAGUGCCAAAGGAAGAUAGCAAACGCGUCAUGACGUUCGCGAAUGAGGAUGACUUCAUCUCUUUCCGGCACCACGUCUUCAUGAAGAUUCCCCCAAAGCAAAUUCAGCUCGCCGAAGUUGGGCCGCGAUUUGAGAUGAAGCCGUACGAGAUUCGUCAAGGAACGAUCGAACAAUCGGAAGCUGAGCGCGAAUGGGUGCUUGCGCACUACUCAAGAACGGCCAAAAAACGCAGCAUGCUCAGCGGACCUCCGCCACGUCCAUCCGCGGUCAACACCGAGGAAACGGAAAAGAACCCAAAGAAACGCGCAAAGCGAUCAUAG